Messenger RNA from Gadus chalcogrammus (walleye pollock), 3022 nucleotides. RefSeq lists its product as uncharacterized. The record is from RefSeq and is a predicted model, not a curated record. Bases 1032 to 2396 code for a protein of 454 amino acids. Gene Ontology annotation, biological process: regulation of apoptotic process. Lineage: Eukaryota; Metazoa; Chordata; Actinopteri; Gadiformes; Gadidae. The transcript has 12 exons.
CCUCGUUUAAUAACACUUGUCACUGCCAGCAACCAUUUAAAUGCGUCUGAACGUCAAUGAUUUGGGCUAGGCUAGUUAUUGGUCAUUCGAAAUAAAGCCCUCCUCCAAGUCAGGGGCCCCGGCCACGUUGAAGUCAAUGUAAGCUCGCUAACUUUUUGCUGUCUAUCAAGCAGAGACAGCUUUUCAUUGGCGCAAGAAAAUUCGCCCUCGGGUCGCACCAGUGUGCGCCCCAGGCCAAUGGUAUCGCUUUUCUUUUUUGUUAUCACCACAUGAUUGGACAAUUCAGCGAAUCAAUCAAAUAUGCUAACUCCCUCAACAGCAUUCGCGCAACACAACUAGUAGAGAAGAGAUAGAUCGCUUACUCAGAGAGUUGUAAGUAGGCCUACUUUCCACCAUUUUCAGUGGAGGAAUUGGACUCCACACACAAUAUACAAUAAUUGGCUUUUUCCCGUUACAGCAUUUCAUUCAGUAGCAUAGUAUUAAGGGUUUCCUUCAGUUAGGCCUACAGCAACUGUCAAUAUUAUACGUUUGAAAUGUUUCAUUGGCUAAAGCAACUGACAAUAUGACAACAUUUUGGGUUUCCUUCACUGACAUCAAACCACUCAGUAUGAUAUAUUAUAAAAUACAAGUUCCACCUUCUGCGUCAGUGCCACACCAUCACAAGCAAUCGACCCCGUCCGGACGGAGGUAAAAAGAAAAAAAAACGUUUGGAAGGGGGGCCACUGGAGGGUACGAGCUCAGUUUUAUGGGGGCACUGGCACUGGCACUGGCCCUUGACUUUAGAGCCCUUGAAGUAAACGGGUUCCUCUUGCCCUCAAAUUGGAUGUGGCGUUGUCAGGCAUAGAAGGUCAUAUCUUACCUAUAGUUUUAUCACACCUUUUAUUAUGAACCCGUUGUGCACGAAUAAAGUCAUGGAAAAGAAACUGAUAGAACAUACUGAUGGAAAGCCUGAAACACAGCGGAAGUAGGGGUGAAAACGAAAGUAGAUAUCGCAUCUGAAAUAUUCACGUAGCCUACGUUUCCUGGAAACCAUGGAAGCCACAGCGCUCAUGUUGCCCAGUGUGCGCUGGCUUGAAGAGAAGGUCGCUUCUGAUUCUGAUUCUGAUUCUGAUUCUGACUCCAGUGCUGAGUUUGAUGAAGAUAAUAAGGUUGCCAGUGCUGAGGUUGAUGAAGAGGAGAUGCACGUCAAGUCACAUUGUGAAAAAUGUAAAGCAGCUCAGCAGAGUUCUGAGUAUGAGAAGAUUACCCCAAGCAAGAUUUCUAAGUGGAGCUUCCAGAUACAGCUGAAAGGCAAAGGGACCUAUGAGUGUUCGGCUACAGGUCUGGUGUUUGAAGUGUCGGAGCAGGCUCUGGUCCGCUACUCGGUCCUGUCCUGGUUCCAAUUCUCUGAGUUCCUCCCAGACUCCUGGAGACCUGCCGGAUCGAUUUGGAAUGUGGAUGUGGUCAACAAGGAUCCAUCUGUGCUCCAGUUUAUCCAUUUCCCCCACUCUUUGUGCCUUGCUGAACCUGAGCAUGAGCUGAGCUUCAGUGUUCUGCAUGUAAAGGAUCGCCAUGCCAACAUUGAGUCGACGGUGGACUUCACGGCAAGCCAUGUUAAAUGGCGCGUGUCCUCGCUUUCUCCUGUGGGUCUCAUCAUUCCGAGCAGUCUGCAGGUGAAGCACCACGCGUUGGUGCUGAUUUACAAGGAGCGGAUCAAAUCCAAAAAAAAGAUAUCGAUCUUCCACGUGUUUUUGGCCUCGAACGACGGCUCUGAGAUCCAGGCUAUUGAAGAACAGGUGCUCUCUUCUCAUAAGAUAUUGAUCAAGAUGUACAAAUCAGCCGCCUGUAGGCUGGGAGAGAAGUUCCACUGCCUCACAAGCAAGCCAAAAGGGCAAAUUGAACCCCCGAAACUAGAAUUUGUUAAUAAAUUGUUAGCGUCUAAGGGAUUUUUUGAAGUACGCUUCGGUGAGCGUCCUCCUUUCGAAUUGUUUCUGAAGGACUCUGACUCUGAUGAGCCUUUGUGGUCUGCUACAAUCAGAGAAGAGGAUUGGAAAUUCAAGAAGAAACCAAUUGUAAAACCAAGACGUAGGUUAUUACCUUUCAAGAAGACCCAAGUGGCAAACACCAGACCGGAAGGCGAGCUUCAAAGGAUCCGUUCUGAAUGUGUGCAAAGAGUUUCAAUCUCAGUUAUCAAAGGUCUCCUGGAUGACCUUUGGCAGCAGAAGGUGUUCAGUACUGAGGACAAGGACACUGUGAUGGAGAACCACAAGAUCAGAGCAGACCAAGCACGUUGUCUGAUCGACAUGGUGAUGGGGAAAGGGGAGAGAGCAAGUCAGAUAAUGAUUGAUAGUAUGAAGGAGAGGGAUCCUGAAUUAUGCAUCACAUUGGGCCUGAUCUCUUCUCCUUCAUUGAAGUAAUUUUAAAGAAACUGUCGCUGCCAACUUUUUUUGACAAGACAAGCUGAAAAAGUAAAUGAUGCUGUCAUGUUCAGAAUAGAUCCUCCUUCCUGGCUACUACACGUGUACUAAGCUGUUCCCCUCAGUUACCUCCUAUAUCCAAGUAUAGAUAAGAAUUUUGUUACAUUAUAUUAUAAUAAUGUUAGUAUUGUUGUGAUCAUGGAGUUUGUAAAACAAGUUGACAUUAUGCCAAAGAAAGAAUACAUUUUUGCUUCUCUUGACAUUUUUGAUAAUCCACUGAAUUUUAUGCAGGUUGCAUUUUUUACAUUUUCAUAUCAGGUUUUUUUUUUAUAUUUUAUAUAUUUUUUAUAUGUUAUCAUGGAUAUGACCAAAAUCCAACUUGCAGGGUUCUCACCAUAACAUUAGCCUGACCCAGGAAUGGUCAGACCUCUGUUCGGGGCAAAAUAAAAUGGUCAAACAUAUGCUUUCUUGCUUCAUUUGUUUGACAUAUUUAUAUACACGAUAAUGCAACACAUUUAAUAUCAAUACACUUUAGUAACAAUUGAAUCACUGAAUAAUCAAUGUGCAACAGGUUAAACCAGCCAUCAACACGCGAACUACCACCGCAGGACAGGAGAGCCCCCUUG